CUCCUCGGCCCUGCCCCAGGAGCCGUUGGAAUUUGAAUCACCGGCGGGCUGAGGCCGGAAGCAUUGACCCCCUAGCCAGGCAUGGAGAGGCCGGGAGCCAGUGCUCGGUGCCCCGUGCAAGAGCAGCGUGCCCGUUGGGAGCGGAAACGCGCCUGCACUGCCCGGGAGCUGCUGGAGACCGAACGGCGCUACCAGGAACAGCUGGGGCUGGUGGCCACGUACUUCGUGGGGAUUCUGAGAGCCAAGGGCACCCUGCGACCAGCGGAGCGCCAGGCCGUGUUUGGGCCCUGGGAGCUCAUUUACGGCGCCAGCCAAGAGCUGCUUCCCUACCUCGAAGGAGGGCACUGGGGACAGGGGCUGGAAGGCUUCUGCCCCCACCUGGAGCUCUACACCCAAUUUGCUGCCAAUGCAGAGAGGUCCCAGACCACCCUGCAGGAACAACUAAAGAAAAAUAAACGUUUCCGGAGGUUUGUGCGACUUCAGGAAGGCCGCCCUGAGUUUGGAAGCCUGCAUCUUCAGGACCUGCUCCCUCUGCCUCUGCAGAGGCUCCAGCAGUAUGAAAAUCUUGUCAUGGCUUUGGCUGAAAACACAGGUCCCAACAGCCCUGACCACCAACAGCUCACACGGGCUGCCCGGCUGAUCAGUGAGACUGCUCAGAGAGUCCACAGCAUUGGUCAGAGACAGAAGAAUGACCAGCACCUCCGGCGUGUUCAGGCUUUGCUCAGUGGCCGCCAGGCAAAGGGGCUUACCUCAGGUCGCUGGUUCCUACGUCAGGGCUGGCUACUGGUAGUGCCUCCCCGUGGGGAGCCUCGGCCCCGAAUGUUCUUCCUCUUCUCGGAUGUGCUCCUCAUGGCCAAACCUCGACCCCCACUGCAUCUGCUGCAGAGUGGCACCUUUGCCUGCCGUGCCCUCUACCCCAUGGCCCAGUGUCAACUCCACAGGGUCUUUGGCCACUCAGGAGGCCCUUGUGGUGGACUGCUCAGCCUGUCCUUUCCCUGUGAGAAGCUACUGCUUAUGUCCACAGACCAGGAAGAGCUGUUGCGCUGGCACCACAGUCUAACUUUGGCCAUCAGCAGCCAGAAGAGCUAGAGGAAUCUUACAAAUUCCAGAACCCAGGAUACUUGAGGGAUAGAUCAGAGUCAGGAGUACAAAGAAAUCUUCAGUACUAACCAAAACACAGAACCCUUCAUGGUUUGAGAAGGGUCAUUUUGUGUUUGUUUGGGACCAACCAGCCUCUAAGAAUAAGGAAACAAAGUCCGACCCAAUUGAACCUCUGCUGAACCACCCCCUCCGAUACAGAUGAGGGGCUUUGGGACUGAUAAGCCUGGUGCUGUGUUUAUAGCUGGUCGUUCAUCAAGACUACAGCUUUGUAAACGUGGAUGUUUUUAUGUUGUAUGCGUUUCUAUAAUUUAUUUUCCCAUUGGAUUUUAGUAAAGUGGUUUGUUUUUGUU
This is a messenger RNA of Acinonyx jubatus (cheetah), 1451 nucleotides long. It is a transcript of the gene ARHGEF39, whose product is annotated as Rho guanine nucleotide exchange factor 39. NCBI's taxonomy places the organism in Eukaryota, Metazoa, Chordata, Mammalia, Carnivora, Felidae. The record is from RefSeq and is a predicted model, not a curated record. Gene Ontology annotation, cellular component: plasma membrane. The transcript is spliced from 9 exons. Gene Ontology annotation, molecular function: guanyl-nucleotide exchange factor activity. Gene Ontology annotation, biological process: positive regulation of cell migration. The coding region runs from base 82 to 1089 and encodes 335 amino acids.